Molecule: messenger RNA, 1383 nt
Organism: Ipomoea nil (Japanese morning glory)
Lineage: Eukaryota; Viridiplantae; Streptophyta; Magnoliopsida; Solanales; Convolvulaceae
Product: aldose 1-epimerase-like
Exons: 5
Coding region: 44-1171 (375 amino acids)
Biological process (GO): beta-D-galactose catabolic process via UDP-galactose, Leloir pathway; glucose metabolic process
Molecular function (GO): aldose 1-epimerase activity; carbohydrate binding
Source: RefSeq, a predicted model, not a curated record
AGAGAUGAAGCUGUAAAGCAGGUAGGUCCGGAAGUAAUGCAGAAUGCGGAUAACCUUUCUCCAUCUCUCUGCUUCAGUUUCAGUUUUGAUUCUCAUACUGCUCCUUCGUUUUCCUCAGCAGAGAAAAUAUAUAUCUUCGCUGUCAACAUUUCAGGAAUUAAAAAUGGCGGAGCCAAAGAUCUUUGAACUCAACAAUGGCACUACGCAAGUCAAAGUCUCCAAUUUUGGGUGCACUAUUCUCUCCUUGUCUGUACCAGAUAAAGAUGGGAAAUUGGAUGAUGUGGUUCUCGGAUUUGAUACACUUGAACCCUAUCUGAAAGGAAUGGCACCUUAUUUUGGUUGCAUUGUUGGCAGGGUAGCCAAUAGGAUCAAAGAAGGGAAGUUCACUCUUAAUGGAGUUGAAUAUUCACUUGCAAUUAACAAUCCCCCUAACAGUCUACAUGGUGGACAGAAGGGGUAUGACAAGGUUGUAUGGGAGGUUGUUGAACAGAAGCAGGGCGAAAGCCCCUCGAUUACCUUUAAAUAUCAGAGUCAUGAUGGGGAGGAAGGUUUCCCGGGAGAUCUCUCUGUUACUGCGACAUACACACUUACUUCUAAGACAACAUUGAAGCUCGACAUGGCAGCAGUUCCCGGGAAUAAGCCUACUCCUGUCAACUUGGCUCAACACACAUACUGGAACCUUGCCGGCCACAGUUCUGGGGACAUUCUCGGACACACUGCUCAGCUAUGGGCAAACCAUGUUACUCCAAUGGAUCAAAACAGCAUUCCAACUGGAGAAAUAUUGCCUGUCAAAGGCACCCCGUUUGACUUCACCACUGAAAAGGCAAUUGGUCGUGACAUCCAGCAGGUUGGUAUAGGAUACGACGACAACUAUGUGCUCGACUGUGGAGACGAGAAAGAGGGCUUGAAACACGCUGCAAAGAUUAAAGACCCCAAGAGCUCGAGGGUUCUUAACCUGUGGACCAAUGCCCCUGGCAUGCAGUUCUACACCGCUAACUAUGUGAACGGAGUUGUCGGUAAAAAUGGAGCUGUUUACAAUAAGCAUGCAGGUGUUUGUUUAGAGACUCAGGGUUUCCCAAAUGCCAUCAACACCCCAAAUUUCCCAUCCAUUAUUGUUCAACCGGGCGAGAAGUAUCAGCAUACCAUGCUGUUUGAGUUUUCAGUUGAGUAAGAUGAUGUUGUUUAGGAAGUUAAUAAUAUAUAACAAUAAAGUUCUCCCUUGUAAAGGCAUAGCCUUAGAAUGGUAAUUUUUUAGUAACCAGCUGGGAAUAAAGUUAGGUUUGGGAGUGACAGUGAUGAGUAAUUAAUGGAUUGUGUUGAGUACCUUUUAGACAUGCAGUACUGUAUUUGGGAGAAGAGCUAUUUAAAUAACCAUAGCUGAAA